Molecule: messenger RNA, 2673 nt
Organism: Lachancea mirantina
Lineage: Eukaryota; Fungi; Ascomycota; Saccharomycetes; Saccharomycetales; Saccharomycetaceae
Source: the annotation of a GenBank genome assembly
AUGGCGGAUCCUUCAAUGGACUUAGUUUCUGGUGGAAGUCGGAAAAGAGUUUCUAAGGCGUGCGAUUACUGUCGUAGACGCAAAAUACGAUGUGGACCCAUAAACGCUAUCACCGGGAAAUGUGACAAUUGCACCAAAUCCAACAUGGUUUGCACUUUUAACCAUCAUGAUGAACUUGAGCGACAACGACGAGAAUUAGAAGAUGGGAAAUUACAAGAGAAUGAUCGUAAGCGGUCAAAACCGGGUAUCAAGCCUGUAGGUGUUUCGCAGCAGCACGAGCCAACAGGGAACCCUUCAAAGGUAGAAAUUAAAUUGGCCAAUUUGGAAGCGCAGCUGGGGACUCUGAUCAAGUGGCUAGCGGCAUCUGAGAUGAACUUACCUACUGAUGAUAACGCCACCCCGAAGCAAACUCCAGUGGUCAAACGUAAACGAUACACAACCUCUUUAUUGACCCGUCGAAAAAUUAUUUGGCUUAAAGAGAAAACAGCCUCCGUUUUAGGCAAAGCCGCAGUUGGAAGCGGUGGCGAUGCAAACGAGCCCUUGACCGUUAUGCCAAAUAACUCCGACGCCUCACCUGACAUGCUGAAGACUUUCAUGCCUUUGAAAAACGUGCUGUUGUGUGCUUCCAAAUGGUAUAUUGCCAAAAUGAAAAUGCUCAUAGAACUCCCAAGUCACGUCAACUCUGUAAAUACUUCUCCAUUUCCCUUUCCUUCGAGGGCAGAAUGUUCAGGAGUACUAGAAUCAUUUGCCAAAGUGAUUUUUAAAAACGACUUUAACGUUAUGCGUGGUGAAGAAUUGACCUUACUAAUCGAUAGAUAUUUUGCCGGCGGAAAGAUGUCUUAUUCUGAACUUCUUCUCUUAAACAUCACGCUUUGUUCCAGUACCAAUUAUGACCUCCAAAACUAUCAAUAUCUCACAAGGGACACAGUCGCACCAGAUACAGAAGCAAGACUUUCUGAUUUGCAGGAAAAGACGUUGGCGAAUUCCAUGUUCUAUUUCCAUAAAAUGUCUUUGAUUUGUGAUGGUAUAAGGUCGAUACAAGCCCUGCUCCUCUUGUAUCAGCAUAUUAAUUCAGAAAUAAGCUCCGAAUUGGGCUACAACAUUUUUUGCACCGCGGUACGAUUUGCACAGCUCAUUGGGUUGAAUCAAAGGGAGUCUUUCAAAAACCUGCCGUACUCAGAGGCUGUUACAAGGAUGGCUGUAUGGUCGCGUUGCGUUUCGUUGGAUGCCCAAUUGUGUUUGUCGUUUUCCAAGCAACCUCUUCUCGAUUGGAAUGACACGGAUGUUUUAACGGACGAAUUCUAUCUGGAAUUCAUAAACGAGUAUUAUAUCAAACAGGACAAUCAAACAACUCAUUCAGAAACACCCCAGACUGUGUCGGUGGCACUGAAUUCACUUUUGGGCGACUUUGAGCUCAUAUAUUUUGGACUAUCUUACUACUCAACUAAAUUAUCAAAGAUAUCUCAUAUGAUAUACUCAUAUUUCUUCUCUGUUGGAGCUACCAAUGGUGUUCUCUUUGAUGAAAUGAUUCAACGGGUUUUUGAGAUCAAGCGAGAGCUUAGAGAAUGGGAAAAAUCGCUGCCGUACGCCUAUAGCGCCCAAUCCUACGAACAAUAUCUGGCCAUUAUCAGAUCCCGUGAAUCGCCACCUUCAGAAUUUGAGCUUGCUUCUGCUGCUGUGAAUAUCCUAUACAUUCACUUUGAACACCUGUAUCUGGUAAUCAUGGUUAGUCUGUUCACAUGCAGUUUCCUGUUGGACAAUACAGAGGCACACCAUCUGUCCAGAUUCGACAUUGCCGAUUUGAGUGAUGAGAACAGGUCACAGCUUCUCGAUAGUACCUCCAAGAUUCUUCUCAUGUGGAAAAAAGUCAUUUUGGUGCCUAACCUUCUGGAUAGGAUUUUCUACACUUUUUCCACUGGAGCUUUUGUAUUACUUCUAUGGAGUAUUAAGCAUAUCGACAAUCCUCGAAUUGGGGAGCACAUCAAGCUCCUAUGCGAUCUACAUGAGAGUUUGAGAGGGGGAGAGGCCUUGCGAAAAUUAGCCGAAAACAUCAAGUACAACGUCUUCAUGUUUGUCUACACAUUUCUGUUGAUACUGUGUAUCAGAUGCUUUAACAAGCGAAACCUAUAUGCGCGCGUUUAUCAAUUUCGACCCUCUGUCUAUGAGUCUGUGCUAUCUGACCUCGGAAACAUGGUUGAAACCAUGAAGAACACGUCCGUUGCGUCGCUGCGGCGGCAUUUGGAACAAUACCCACCGGCUAACUUGGAUAAGACUAAUUGUGAGUCCUUUCAGAAAAGAGUACCGCGUAUGCUGAAUUUAUUCAACGACCUUGAAUUCGAAGACAUAGAAACGCUUGCUUCUUCGAUGCCUAUCCUUUUGACAAGGACCCAAGAGCAGCGUGUGGGAGACAUAGGAUCUCAGGAGAACCUUGAGAAAGUGGGCUCGGGUGUGCCCCACGCUGGCAAAUCGAAAGUAACUGUAGACCAGUCCCUUUUCCCAGAGCCAGCUUUUAUUGGGCUAGAUUCCAAUGGCCUUGCCAGCACACCCAUAGUGCCUUACCAGGAUGAUUCGAUCAUACCUCCUAUAACAUCAGAUGCUUUGAAUUUUGAUGAGCUUUUCGACAAUAUGCUGUUUGACAGAGAUUUCAGUUUACCUGCUAACUACAUGCAGUAG